UCCUUCCACGCUGCCCUGCUCUGCUGGACCACGAAAUCCCCAAAUCGCCCCCGACACCACGCGACCGACUCGCCCCCCUCUGCCUUCGCUCCGUUCCCCGCAUCAGCAGCUCCCCCUCGCCUCGCAUCCCACCUCGAACUCCUCCACCUCUGCCGCCAGCCGCCUCUGCCGCUCCCGCGUCCGCCAUCGCCGCCUCUGCCGCCGGCUACCCCAUGACUAUGAUGACUCCUCCCCCUCUCGAGCAGCAGCAGGAGGACGACGAGAUGCUCGUGCCACACCAGGAACUCCCUGCCGUCGACGCGCCCCAGCCGAUGGAAGUGGUGGCGCAGACGGAGCCCACAAACGCCGCAGAAAGCCAGCCAGCCGAGGACCCGCAGACUUCGCGGUUCACCUGGACGAUCGAGAGCUUUAGCCGGCUCAACACGAAGAAGCACUACUCGGAUGUGUUUGUUGUUGGAGGAUACAAAUGGCGUGUGCUGAUUUUCCCGAAGGGGAACAAUGUGGAUCACCUCUCCAUGUACUUGGAUGUUGCGGACUCGGGUAACCUUCCAUAUGGGUGGAGCCGGUAUGCUCAGUUCAGCUUAGCCGUUGUGAACCAGAUUCAUCCCAAGUAUACGAUACGGAAAGAUACUCAGCACCAAUUUAAUGCACGUGAGAGCGACUGGGGUUUCACAUCUUUUAUGCCUUUGAGUGAGCUGUAUGACCCAAGCAGGGGCUAUCUUGUGAAUGACACCGUUGUUGUGGAAGCUGAGGUUGCUGUACGCAGAAUGGUUGAUUACUGGACUUACGACUCGAAAAAAGAAACAGGUUAUGUUGGUCUCAAGAAUCAAGGUGCUACCUGUUAUAUGAACUCUCUUCUACAAACGUUGUACCAUAUACCAUACUUCAGGAAGGCUGUAUAUCAUAUGCCAACUACUGAGAAUGACAUGCCAUCUGGAAGUAUUCCCUUAGCCCUGCAGAGCCUUUUUUACAAGCUCCAGUAUAGUGACAACAGCAUAGCUACCAAAGAGUUGACCAAAUCUUUUGGAUGGGACACUUAUGAUUCUUUCAUGCAGCAUGAUGUGCAAGAGCUCAACAGAGUUCUUUGCGAGAAACUUGAAGAUAAGAUGAAGGGAACUGUUGUGGAAGGAACAAUUGAACAAUUAUUUGAAGGCCACCACAUUAAUUACAUUGAGUGCAUUAACGUGGACUACAAAUCUAGCAGAAAGGAAUCGUUUUAUGAUCUACAACUUGAUGUCAAAGGUUGUCGUGAUGUCUAUGCAUCAUUCGAUAAAUAUGUGGAAGUGGAGCGUCUGGAGGGUGACAACAAAUAUCAUGCGGAGCAAUAUGGCUUACAGGAUGCAAAGAAGGGUGUACUCUUCCUUGAUUUUCCUCCUGUUUUGCAACUUCAACUGAAGCGUUUUGAAUAUGAUUACAUGCGAGAUACAAUGGUUAAGAUUAAUGACCGUUAUGAGUUCCCGCUACAACUUGAUCUUGAUAGAGAUGAUGGAAAAUAUCUGUCUCCAGAUGCAGAUAGAAGUAUUAGAAACCUUUAUACUCUUCACAGUGUUCUUGUUCAUAGUGGAGGAGUACAUGGUGGUCACUAUUAUGCUUUCAUUCGCCCUACACUAUCAGAUCAGUGGUACAAAUUCGAUGAUGAGCGGGUUACAAAAGAAGAUACUAAAAAGGCGCUUGAAGAGCAGUAUGGGGGUGAGGAAGAGUUGCCUCAAAUAAACCCUGGUUUCAAUAACACACCUUUCAAAUUCACAAAGUAUUCAAAUGCCUACAUGCUUGUCUAUAUUCGCGAGAGUGACAAGGAGAAAAUAAUGUGUAAUGUUGAUGAGAAGGAUAUUGCUGAGCAUUUGCGGAUAAGGUUGAAGAAAGAACAAGAAGAGAAAGAACAUAAGAAGAAGGAAAAGGCAGAAGCUCACCUCUACACUAUCAUAAAGAUUGCUCGAGAUGAAGAUUUAAAGGAGCAGAUUGGUAAGAAUAUAUAUUUUGAUCUGGUGGACCAUGAAAAAGUUCGCAGCUUCCGCAUUCAGAAACAAUUGCCUUUUACUGCAUUCAAGGAGGAAGUUGCAAAGGAAUAUGGCAUCCCUGUACAGUAUCAGCGCUUCUGGUUGUGGGCUAAGAGGCAGAAUCAUACAUACCGGCCGAAUCGUCCGUUGACUCCCCAGGAAGAAGCACAAUCGGUCGGGCAGCUUAGGGAGGUCUCAAAUAAGGCACACAACGCUGAGCUGAAGCUGUUUCUGGAAGUAGAACUUGGACCGGAUUCAUGUCCAACUCGUCCUCCUGAGAAGACCAAAGAAGACAUACUACUUUUCUUCAAGUUUUAUAACCCUGAAAAGGAAGAGUUUCGUUUUGUCGGCAGGCUUUUCGUGAAGGCUUUAGGAAAGCCAUCUGAAAUCCUGACAAAACUAAAUGAAAUGGCUGGAUUUUCCCCAAAUGAAGAAAUUGAGCUAUAUGAGGAAAUUAAGUUUGAGCCAAAUGUGAUGUGUGAACAUAUUGACAAGAAACUCACUUUCCGUUCUAGUCAGCUUGAAGAUGGGGACAUUAUAUGUUUCCAAAAGUCACCUGUUCCAGAAGGUGAUACUCAAGUGCGCUAUCCGGAUGUUCCUUCAUUCUUGGAGUAUGUUCACAAUAGGCAGGUUGUGCACUUUCGGUCUUUGGACAAACCAAAGGAUGAUGAUUUUUCUUUGGAAUUGUCGAAGCUUCAUACUUACGAUGAUGUUGUUGAGAGAGUUGCACAUCAACUUGGCUUGGAUGAUCCAUCAAAAAUUCGGCUUACAUCUCACAAUUGUUAUUCUCAGCAACCUAAACCGCAGCCUAUCAGAUAUCGGGGAGUAGGACAUUUACUGGAUAUGCUUGUCCAUUAUAAUCAGACUUCUGAUAUCUUGUAUUACGAGGUUCUGGACAUUCCACUGCCAGAACUGCAGUGUUUGAAAACACUUAAAGUUGCAUUCCAUCAUGCAACAAAAGAUGAGGUUGUAGUUCAUAGCAUAAGACUUCCAAAGAAUAGCACCAUCAGCGACGUGAUUACUGACUUGAAAACUAAGGUUGAACUAUCUAAUCCCGAUGCUGAGCUCCGCUUGCUUGAAGUGUUUUACCAUAAGAUUUACAAGAUCUUUCCACCUCACGAGAAGAUAGAGAAUAUAAAUGAUCAGUACUGGACAUUACGGGCCGAGGAGAUCCCAGAGGUAGAGAAGAACCUCGGCCCACAUGAUCGGUUGAUUCAUGUUUACCAUUUCAUGAAAGAUCCUAAUCAGAAUCAGCAGAUUCAGAAUUUUGGAGAUCCGUUUUUGUUGGUUAUCCAUGAAGGUGAGACUGCUGCAGAGGUAAUGGAGCGCAUCCAGAGAAAACUUAGAGUUCUUGAUGAGGAAUUCUCUAAGUGGAAGCUUGCAUUCAUAUCCAUGAACCGGCCAGAGUACCUCCAGGAUGCUGAUGUUGUAUCUGCACGUUUUCAGAGGAGAGACGUUUAUGGUGCUUGGGAACAAUACCUUGGCUUGGAGCACACUGAUACAACAUCGAAACGGUCUUACACAACCAAUCAGAAUCGUCACACCUUUGAGAAGCCUGUGAAAAUUUAUAACUGAGAAACCUUCCAUCUGGGCUUCAAAUCUUCAAUCCAUUAACAAAGGCCUCGCCCAUGCUAGUAUGCCAAAGGGGAUAACAAAGAGACCUCAACAGACGAAAAAUGGCGGAGGAAUAUAGGGCCAUUUGUGUGCCGAGGCCUAUAUCACUCAUUGAUGUUUGAUGCCAUCGAUGUUACUCCUGUUGGUGAUUGGUGGCGGGGUAUUCUUUUCGAGGCUUUCCAUCUUGCUUUGGGGCAAACCAAGCAUGUGUUGAUUUUCGUCGUGUCGAGUAUGAUGGCCCCUGCUAGGAUAGAUGUUUGCUAAAUUUGUAGAGCAUAGUACAUAAGAAAAGGAUUUUGGUAGGGGGCAUGUAUACAGGAUUAUAGCUGAGACGGAUUGCCUAAUUUGCUCCUCUUGUAGCUUGGGAACGACAGGAGAGAUUGUAUAAUGGGUUUGGUGCUGGUUCUAAUUUUCCGUGUUAUUGAUAAAUGUAAGAGGAUAAUUGCGCAGCUAGUACAGUUUUGAGUUCCAGCGUA
Molecule: messenger RNA, 4087 nt
Organism: Phragmites australis (common reed)
Lineage: Eukaryota; Viridiplantae; Streptophyta; Magnoliopsida; Poales; Poaceae
Product: ubiquitin C-terminal hydrolase 12-like
Exons: 32
Coding region: 213-3572 (1119 amino acids)
Biological process (GO): protein deubiquitination; regulation of protein stability
Cellular component (GO): nucleus; cytosol
Molecular function (GO): cysteine-type endopeptidase activity; cysteine-type deubiquitinase activity; protein binding
Source: RefSeq, a predicted model, not a curated record